Spea bombifrons (plains spadefoot toad) is the source of this 646-nucleotide messenger RNA. RefSeq names its product bolA family member 3 (gene BOLA3). The transcript has 4 exons. The record is from RefSeq and is a predicted model, not a curated record. The coding region runs from base 121 to 435 and encodes 104 amino acids. NCBI's taxonomy places the organism in Eukaryota, Metazoa, Chordata, Amphibia, Anura, Pelobatidae.
GCGGAGGAAAAUGACGCCGAUGGUGUGACGUAACACCUAUGCGACGCCGCACAUAAUAUACACAUGCCUCCUGUGCGUUGACAUUGAGAAUCCAGGCUGUGUAUCCAAAAGCUCAGGACCAUGUUUGCAGCCGGGCACUUGAUGGCCAGGAGUAGGUCAUGCAUUCUCUGCAAAAUGAGAAGGUCCUUUGCAUCCAAAACAGAAGGCGAGGACAGGAUAACGGAAGUGCUGAAGACGAGGUUCCCUAAGGCUACUUCUGUCCGGGUAGUUGAUAUCUCAGGAGGCUGCGGUGCAAUGUAUGAAGUUCACGUUGAAUCUGAAGAAUUUAAAGCAAAACGCACAGUACAGCAGCAUCAGAUGGUGAACGAUGCCCUGCAAGAAGAGAUUAAAGUGAUGCAUGGACUGAGGAUAUUCACAUCUUGUCCAAAACAAUGAAAAAAGUAUAUAUAGUGUUUAUACACAGAAAUAUUUAUCUUUUCCUAAACUAUCUGAAUUGCCAGAAACAUGUUCCAGUGAAACCCAUCAAUACCUGGUCUUCCAAUUAAGCAGUUGUGGAAAUAACUCUACCCUGGGAAAAAGUCCACAUGUGUAUAUUUUAGUUCUCUAAAUGUUUAUUAAUAAAGAAAAUCUAUUACCCAGGAAUUAA